AUGUCGCCGGAAAAGGUCAACCUGCACACGUGCAGAGAGGCACAGGCCCUUCUGACGCAGACGGCCAGGGAAAAGGGUAUCGACAUUCUGUUCUGCAGCGAGCAAUACAGAAAAAUCGACCUAGGUUCCUGGUAUCAAGAUAAGUCGGGUAGGGCAGCUGUCCAGGUGUGCAAUCCCGAACUGAGGGUUGACAGAUACCUGGAGACGAGCAUUGGAUUUGUCUGGGUGGAAGUUGGAGACAUACGAAUGUAUAGCUGUUACUUUUCGCCUAAUGAUCCACUGACGGACUUCGAAGCCGACAUGGAAGAACUCGAAUCGAGCAUUAGAGAAUCCAGGUUGGAUGUACUUGUCACUGGCGAUUUUAAUGCUAAGUCGCCGGAGUGGGGCGAGUCAAGGUUCGAUAAAAGAGGCAAAGUGAUCGGAGAAAUGGUCUCCAGAAACAGUUUAAUUACUGUGAACCGGGGAGGAGCUUGGACGUUCAGGAGGGGUGCAAUCGGAUACAUCAUUGAUCUUACGAUAGCAUCAACUCCCUUAUUCAAACGCAUAAGCGACUGGCGAGUCUCUGAGGAGUAUACCGCAAGUGACCAUCAGUAUAUCGAGUUUUCGGUCUCAGUGGGAGACACAGGAGGAGGCAAAAGACAGGAAGUUCCGUGUCGAAAGUGCCCCUCAUGGAAUGUGAAGAAAAUCGAUAAGGAGAAAUUUGUCCGUGCCCUAGAAGAAGCCCGCCUUAUUAAGGAAUCGGGAUGGGUGAAGAGGCCAAAUACCCUGGAUGCAGAGGUGCGAGCGGUAAGGAAAGUCAUCACCACAGCUUGCGAUGCAUCUAUGCCGCGUCGUAAGCGAACCCCUUCACGGAAAAGCUCGGUGCACUGGUGGUCUGAUGCGCUGGCCUCCUUGCGGAAAGCGUGCUUCAAAGCUAGAAGGAAUUAUACCCAUUCUAAGGGAGAUCCUUUGCUAAAGGAAGUAUUUAAGGAGGCCAAGAAAAGCCUGAAAAAAGAGAUUCGAGCGUCACAACGCCGUUGCUGGAAAGACCUAAUUGAUGAUGUCGAGAAGGACCCAUGGGGUCUGAACAGUGGGUUAGAAAGGACUGGAGUACCUGCGAAGUCGGUGAGGAGGAACUCUUCACUCUUACAGAAUUGA
This is a messenger RNA of Leptopilina heterotoma, 1137 nucleotides long. RefSeq lists its product as uncharacterized. The record is from RefSeq and is a predicted model, not a curated record. The transcript has 3 exons. Gene Ontology annotation, molecular function: catalytic activity. Lineage: Eukaryota; Metazoa; Arthropoda; Insecta; Hymenoptera; Figitidae. Bases 1 to 1137 code for a protein of 378 amino acids.